CAUGAACACUGCGACUGGCCAGAGGAUGGUGACCCGCGGCAUGAGCCGCUGUCCCGGGCAGCGACUAUUCUCGGAGGAAAAGCUUCCGCGGUCCCUUGGCAAAAAUCCAGUCUCAGGGAAAAAGGAAAAACCGAAAGCAGUAAGAAGACAAAGGAAGGUAAAACUUGAGAUAGCUUAUGAGACUUCGGAUAGAGAUGGAGCUAUGGACAGUGAUGGCAGCACUUCCAAGAAACCCAAAUGGGAGCCCCUCAACUGGAGACUCCAGCUAGAGAAUAUCCGAGAAAUGAGGAAAUCAAAAGAUGCACCUGUUGAUCACAUGGGAGCUGAGCAAUGUCAUGACCAAAAUGCUUCCCCAGAGGUGAUGAGAUAUCAAGUGCUGUUAUCACUGAUGCUGUCCAGUCAGACCAAAGACCAGGUCACAGCAGCUGCCAUGGGGCGGCUGAGGGAAAGGGGCCUGACUCUAGACAACAUCUUGCAAAUGGACGACAAUACCCUGGGUCAACUCAUCUAUCCAGUUGGCUUUUGGAAGAGCAAAGUGCAAUAUAUAAAGCAGACAAGCAAGAUCUUGAAGCAACAGUAUGGAGGAGACAUCCCAGCCACUGUCGCGGAGCUGGUAGCGCUUCCUGGUGUCGGACCCAAGAUGGCGCACUUGGCCAUGGCCAUUGCUUGGGACACGGUGUCAGGCAUCGCAGUGGACACACAUGUACACAGGAUCACCAACAGAUUGAAAUGGACCAAGAAAGAGACCAAGUACCCGGAGGAAACCAGAGCUGCCCUGGAGGACUGGCUGCCAAGGCAGCUGUGGAAGGAGAUUAACUGGCUGUUGGUGGGCUUUGGUCAGCAGAUCUGUCUGCCAGUGAACCCUCGGUGUGGGAACUGCCUCAACCGAGGCUUGUGCCCAGCAGCCCGGAACUCUUGAAGAAGGCUGCUGCGUGCAAAGACCCCUCUAGAGCUGAGGUAGAAAGGCCGGAUGGACAGCCAAACAGCAUUGGAACUUUCAAUGAGUGCCUAAGACUUGUACCCACAUUGGGUCUGUUUAAUAAAGUUUGAUGUUCUUUUGUGAUCAGAAUAUGGCUUACUUUUAGUCCACGAGGGGGCUGAGAACUGGGACUGAGCCAGGGAGAGAGAUCAGCUGGGAGCUGUUGGCUGAGGGGAGAGGAAAUCUCAGGAAGCCUCAGCCAGAGGACAGGGGACUGAGGCCAAGUUUUGGCUUUGGGGGCAUUAGUAUCCCUUCUGUUCCCUAUGCCCCCCAGUAAAGAGAGGUGGCUUGGCAACUUCUAGGAAGGGUCUGUGCAAGAUAAUUUCUGUGUUGAAGAGAGAAAGGCAGAGCAAGUGAGCGCAUGGGCCAACCAGCAAGUGAGGAAGUUGGGAAAUAGGGCAAAGGCUAGCUGCUAGGAAGGCUGUUUAGACAGAUCCCCAUGGGACCCCCCAGCAGCAUGGUCUAAGGGGCCAGAAGCAAAGCCCCAUGUUAUCCUUCCCUCCAGCUGACUGGACCAGACUCCACCCUGACCCAGCUGAAAUGCUUUCUCCCUGACCUUCUAAGAGCGGUACCCUCCUGCUUAGAAUUUAGGAUCAUAUAGAUUUCAAACUGGACAGGACCUUAGCUGUCUUGUCUAAUCCCUUUAUUUUACAAAUAAACAAACUGAGUCCCUGAGAAGCAAAAAAGACUUGUCCAGGCCUAGAGAUGAGAUGUCCUGGGUUCAAAUGUGACCUCAAACACUUCUAACUCUGAGACCCUGGGCA
Messenger RNA from Gracilinanus agilis (Agile Gracile Mouse Opossum), 1743 nucleotides. RefSeq names its product nth like DNA glycosylase 1 (gene NTHL1). Gene Ontology annotation, molecular function: oxidized pyrimidine nucleobase lesion DNA N-glycosylase activity; DNA binding; 4 iron, 4 sulfur cluster binding. The transcript has 6 exons. NCBI's taxonomy places the organism in Eukaryota, Metazoa, Chordata, Mammalia, Didelphimorphia, Didelphidae. Gene Ontology annotation, biological process: nucleotide-excision repair; base-excision repair, AP site formation; base-excision repair. The coding region runs from base 2 to 919 and encodes 305 amino acids. The record is from RefSeq and is a predicted model, not a curated record. Gene Ontology annotation, cellular component: nucleus.